CUUGGAUAUGAGACAACUAUGCCGACGAGGGACCAAAUUUGUGGUAGUUGUGGUUGUGGUGGUGAUGGUGAUGGUGGUGGUGGUGGCCGUGGAGGCAGCACGAGGCUACUACAACAGCGUCAACCUUCACCACACAAGCAGCGAGAGAGGGAGGAAUAACACAGUCUGCGAUAAUAGCAGAAGAAGGAGGCACGACACAGCCUGCGAUAGCAGGGGAAGAAGGAGGCACGACACAGCCUGCGAUAGCAGGGGAAGAAGGAGGCACGACACAGUCUGCGAUAACAGCAGAAGAGGGAUGAACGACACAGUCUGCGAUAGCAGUGAGAAAGUAAAAAGAAGCAAAAAAUUCCGAGGUAGUUGCAUCGGGGUGGAGCUGUGGUCAGCACUGAAUGGGUGGGGUUUGAGGGUGGAAGACUGCCAUUCACAUCACCAGCCUCUCCGCCUACGCCCACACUCCCUCCGCCCAUCUACAGGGUGCCACCCUCGGCCCCUGGUGAGCCAAGGCUACACACUGGGGCCGGACCAGGUCCCCAGUCGAUCACCCGUCCCGGAGAAAGGCAUCACUCUCUCCAUUCUUAAUCAGAGGAAACCUUAUCUAAUAUUUCACAAGGUGUUCGCGCUCGGGUCCUACUGGGCACACUGGGCAGACCUGGAAUGGCACUUGGAUCGGGUGGCGCCUGGGCGAAUCGUGGCGAUGACGGUGGCAGUGUCAGGUACUAUGGGUCUUCGCCACGCCGCCCAAUGCCUGGCGAAGCUAGGGUCGUUGAUGGCACUCCAUCUCACGCACAGGGCUCACUGGACAUGGGUGUUUAUCAAGGGCGGACGAACCAUUUCAGAGACCAGCAUUAUCCAAGGCAUCGCCUCACACUCUGCCCACGUCAUCCUCCCUUUGUCACACCUGCAGCCACCAUCAACAGUCGGUAAGAACCAGUUGGUGGAGAAAGAUCGCUGGCAGUACUGUGCAGCUCACGGUGCCAUGGGCGGCCUCUGUGACGAGUCGGCCCCUGAUCCAUUGCCAUGGCCCUCUGCCCCACCCGUGGAGCGGCAAUGGGUCCUGGCAGGUGUCAAGGUGGUGUUGACGGCAGGCAGCAGACACCAGUACCUCUACCACACACUCACCACUCUGCUGGCAACACCCGGCGCACAGCAGCAGAACGUCCUCGUCGUUCUCGGCGACGCGCCGUCGUCAACAACGCGACUCCUGCGUCUUCUCGGCGUCAACUUUAUCAAGCUUACCGUCCAGGGUGAAGGCAACAGCAAGCUCUUCCGCUACUACCGCAGUGUCUUCCAGGUGGCUGCCCGCACCUUCCCCGACGCCCCGGCGGUUAUAUUCCUCGACGAGGAUGUCGAGGUCUCGCCAGACUUCUUCUCUUUCAUGAGCCAGACCCUUGGUCUCCUGCACGCAGACCCAACACUCUACUGCGUUAACUCUCAUUCAAUCACAGGUUUUUCUGAUCGAACAUUCAAUCCCUCGCGUGUGUUCCGAGGUGCUGUUCAGGUUCAGUGGGGGUAUGCUGUAACGCCUCACUUCAUCAAGGAAGCCCUGAGCAAGUGGCCUGAGGUCGAUCACGACACUAACAUCGUAAUAUACGACUACUGGAUCUACACCCACGUCAGGCAGGGAAGAGAAUGCGUCUACCCAGAAGUGAGCCGGAGCAACCACUAUGGCCAAGGCCUGAACACCGACCCUCUAAUAGCUGAGAGGGUCUUUUUAGAUAAGCCAUUAGUGCUGGAAGCCGGCGUGUCUCUAGUCGGAAUUUCCAGGCUCAAGUCAGCCGACUGGCGACAUGACCUCUCAUAUAACAUUAGCUCAGCCACGCCGCUUUUGGGUAAUCCCUGUAAUGCAGACUUCAUACCCAAACAGAACCCCAAACCCCAAAACAACCUUCAGCAACUCUACGUGUUCUAUUACAGGCUAGACCCAACCGAAAAUGGAAUACCAGACGUCACACAGUCUUUUAAUUUACAAAAUUGCGUGGGUGGAUGGAGUAUAUCUGAGCAAGGACACCACGACGGGGUGAGCAUCGUUACUCUCUCCGUCCUCAACACCCUCUACCUGGUGGGGGUCCCCUUCUCCUCCUAUUCUCAUCUCCGUCCUCAGGGACUUCCACUCUGGGACAUCAACACCAUUCCGGACGAGGAAUACGAUAUGGUGGAACAGAACCAACUCAACAGACAUAAGUUCACUCCCAUAAUAGCCAACAGGAAUAUGACGACAUCUCAGCUAAUGACCAUUUUGUCCACACCCUAAAAACACCUGUCCCCACAGUGCAUGGUAGCAUCCAACAAGCUAAACGACGUCAUUAACAUGACGCUAACAACUGCCAAUCGGGCCAUAAUUAAACCCUUCUUCUUUGGGACAUCCCAGUGUACCCAGAAGAAGAAAGUUGGUACAAUCAGAUCUGCUGCCAUGGGUAGCAAGCACACUACGUCACCUGCGUUCCUAAUACCGCUGCCUCAAACAUCUGUACGGAAACUGCCACAACAUUCCGAUCACAAAAGUUAGGUAUUGGUGUUCCCACAUGGUUGUUGAGCCGUCUUCUUCAGGUGCCACAACAGACAAAAAUCAAUGUACUAAAAUAUGUGGACCUAACCUAACCAACCAGGCAUAGAACACGUAGUUGUUUGUCAGCCGCUAUGAUUAAUAAUGUGCCGUAUUUUGUUUGUCGGGGAUUUUGGCCUCAAAAUAUGAUGUAUUCUUUGAGAGGACAAGAUAGGCAGAGAAGCAGCAGCUAGAAGCAUAUGAGCUCCCCAAAAUAAUGAAGUAAUUAAAGUAGAUAAAUAUUGUUUAACCCUGGUAAAGAGAGAGAUGUGAUAUUAAAAGCCUUCUGAACGAG
Molecule: messenger RNA, 2837 nt
Organism: Procambarus clarkii (red swamp crayfish)
Lineage: Eukaryota; Metazoa; Arthropoda; Malacostraca; Decapoda; Cambaridae
Product: protein O-linked-mannose beta-1,2-N-acetylglucosaminyltransferase 1
Biological process (GO): protein O-linked glycosylation via N-acetylgalactosamine
Cellular component (GO): Golgi membrane
Molecular function (GO): beta-1,3-galactosyl-O-glycosyl-glycoprotein beta-1,3-N-acetylglucosaminyltransferase activity
Source: RefSeq, a predicted model, not a curated record